GACCCGUUAUGAAAGCACCAUAGGGCUGUCCGUAGGACGCCUGUACGAAACGAGAUGUUUCUAUUGGAUAACAUAUGAUGUAACCUGGUCAGGAAUAGCGAGGCCUUCUCCGAGCUUGCAGGCUGAGUGACAUUGCUUCAGCUCCAUACAGAGAGAUGAGUGCCGGGCUUGGGCGCCUGGUCUCGACCGGGACAAUCAAAUGGUCUCACGUCCUGAGGUUGCGGGGUUUGUCCAGCAGAGCAGGGCUGGGUGAGUUUGUGAGGAGGAGCGUUGUGACGCCUCUCAACCCUACAUGGAAACUGACGCCAGCUUCGUCAUUCUUAUGGUCUAAACCGCCCAAAGGGUUUGAGAAGUAUUUCAAGAAAGACAAGGAAGGUGGCUCAGAAAACACGCAAAAAGCAGCCGAUAAAGCAAAGGAUUCCGGUUCUGGAGAUAAAGGUGGGAACAGCAACAAGGAUGGCAAGAAAGAUGACACGUCGUGGUUUCAAAGGUUACAGAAGGGAGACUUCCCCUGGGAUGAUAAGGAUUUUCGAAACCUAUUUAUACUGGCAGCUGGACUCGCCAGUGGGUUUUUUAUGUUUUAUAUGCGGGAUACAGGAAGAGAGAUCAACUGGAAGGAGUUUGUGCACCUGUACCUUGCAAGAGGAGUGGUCGAACGCCUGGAGGUUGUAAACAAACAGUUUGUACGAGUGAUUCCUGUUCCUGGAGCCACCACCGAGAAAUAUGUAUGGUUCAACAUCGGCAGUGUGGACAGCUUUGAGCGCAAUCUGGAAACGGCACAGCAAGAGCUGGGGAUAGAACCACACCAGCAUGUUACGGUCAUAUACUCCUCAGAGAGUGAUGGGUCCUUCCUAAUGAGUCUGAUACCCACUCUUCUCCUAGUGGGCUUCCUGCUCUACAGCCUAAGGAGGGGAGCGAUGGGUCCAGGCCGAGGAGGGAGAGGUGGUGGCCUCUUCGGAGUUGGGGAGACCACAGCCAAGAUGCUGAAGGGGAACAUAGAUGUGAAAUUUCGGGAUGUAGCAGGAUGUGAAGAAGCGAAACUGGAGAUUAUGGAGUUUGUGAAUUUCCUGAAAAAUCCAAAACAAUAUCAGGAGCUGGGAGCCAAGAUCCCACGGGGAGCAAUGCUUACUGGCCCCCCAGGCACAGGAAAGACCCUUCUCGCCAAAGCCACAGCUGGAGAGGCCAACGUGCCGUUUAUCACGGUGAAUGGCUCUGAGUUUCUGGAAAUGUUUGUCGGUGUCGGUCCAGCCAGGGUACGGGACAUGUUUGCAAUGGCUCGGAAGAAUGCACCGUGUAUACUUUUUAUUGAUGAAAUUGAUGCGGUCGGCAGGAAGAGGGGGAGAGGAAACUUUGGUGGGCAAAGCGAGCAGGAAAAUACCCUUAACCAGCUACUGGUGGAGAUGGAUGGGUUUAAUUCCAGCACGAAUGUGGUGAUCCUUGCUGGUACAAACCGACCGGACAUCUUAGACCCUGCCUUGAUGAGACCUGGACGCUUUGAUCGUCAGAUUUACAUUGGCCCUCCUGAUAUAAAAGGAAGAGCCUCCAUCUUUAAAGUGCACUUACGACCUUUGAAGCUGUCCGAAGAUCUCAGCGUAGACAAUUUGUCACGGAAGCUGGCAGCAUUGACUCCAGGGUUCACAGGUGCUGACAUUGCCAAUGUUUGCAACGAGGCAGCGCUGAUUGCUGCCCGCUAUCUGAAGGACUCUGUGGUGGAGAAGGACUUUGAGAAGGCCAUCGAGCGUGUCAUUGGUGGGUUGGAGAAGAAAACUCAAGUCCUGCAGCCAGAUGAGAAGCUCACCGUAGCUUACCACGAAGCUGGACAUGCAGUAGUUGGAUGGUUUUUAGAGCAUGCUGAUCCGUUACUCAAGGUUUCCAUUAUUCCUCGAGGGAAAGGUUUAGGUUACGCACAGUACCUCCCUAAGGAGCAGUACCUGUACACACAGCAGCAGCUGUUUGAUCGCAUGUGCAUGAUGCUCGGUGGUCGUGUGUCAGAGCAACUCUUCUUUGGCCGCAUUACCACAGGGGCACAGGAUGACCUGAAGAAGGUCACACAGACUGCAUAUGCACAGAUCGUACAGUUUGGGAUGAGUGCGAAGCUGGGCCAAGUAUCAUUUGACCUCCCACGUCAGGGAGAAAUGGUUGCAGAGAAGCCAUAUAGUGAAGCUACAGCAGAGCUUAUUGACCAAGAGGCCAGAAAUCUCAUCAACUCUGCCUAUGAUAGGACCAUGGAGCUGCUUACACGGUACAGGGAGCAAGUGGAGAAGGUGGGGAAGCGCCUUCUAGAGAAAGAAGUCUUGGAGAAAUCCGAUAUGAUUGAACUGCUGGGACCUAGACCGUUCGCUGAGAAGUCCACUUAUGAAGAGUUUGUGGAAGGGACAGGCAGCUUUGAGGAGGACACGUCUCUACCAGAGGGUCUGAAGGACUGGAAUCAGGAGCGGGUAGAAGAACAGGAGCCUAAGAGGCAGGAGAAUACAGUCUAACGAACACUAAAGCCACAGGGCUAUAUAUAAUAUAUAUAUAU
This is a messenger RNA of Spea bombifrons (plains spadefoot toad), 2521 nucleotides long. Its product is annotated as AFG3-like protein 1. Gene Ontology annotation, cellular component: m-AAA complex; membrane. The record is from RefSeq and is a predicted model, not a curated record. The transcript is spliced from 17 exons. NCBI's taxonomy places the organism in Eukaryota, Metazoa, Chordata, Amphibia, Anura, Pelobatidae. Gene Ontology annotation, biological process: protein-containing complex assembly; mitochondrial protein processing. Bases 156 to 2480 code for a protein of 774 amino acids. Gene Ontology annotation, molecular function: ATP-dependent peptidase activity; zinc ion binding; metalloendopeptidase activity.